AUGGCCCGUAUGGCCCGUGCUCUGUAUGAAGAUCCCGACUUCCCAGCCACGGACGGCAGCAUCGGAGGCGUCACAGGGGACCAUGCGAAUCCCAAUGCUGCCAAGUACCUGCAAGAGAUGAUGAAGUUGAUAGUUCCUGGCUGGGUUCGGCCAGCUGAAAUGAUUGGAAAAAAGGCUGGGAAGUACGAAUUGUGGGGGACUGAAGGAGAACCAUGUUUGUUCAACCGUGUGUCACCUUACGACAUCAAACAGGGCUAUUUGGGCGACUGUUGGUUGGUCUCUGCCAUGUCUACCCUGGCGGAAUACCCGGACCAUGUUCGCCGGCUCUUCAAGCAAAAGACUCUGUCAGAGGAUGGACGUUACGAUGUUCGACUCUAUGACCCAACAUCCGAGGAGUGGAAGUUGGUGACCAUCGAUGAUCGAUUGCCAUAUUGGCAGCGCCCUGGAAAGCACGGGAAUCUCUGCUUUGCCGCACAAACCCCGCAAAACGAAUUCUGGCCGUGUCUGUUGGAAAAAGCUGUGGCGAAAUUUGUCAUGGGCUUCUAUCGUUUGGAUCGAGGUUGGGAAUCUGUGGCUCAGGAGAUGCUCACAGGAAAACCAUCUGUUUGCAUGGUGUUGGACCCGAUGCCCAAUGGUUACCAUUCUCCAUUUCACAUCAUCACUGGAAAGACUCCAUGGACAGCCAGGCAUGCAACUGUCUACAUGCGUAAGGAAACUUUCGAUCUUCAAUAUCGCUACUACGGUGCGGAUGCAUCCAGCUUGGUGGGCGGAAAGACACGUUUCACUGAUGAAGAGAUGUGGAGUGUUGUGAAAGAAUGGGAUGACAAGGGCUACUGCCAGUCUUGUGGCUCUCGUACAAACUACAAGGGCAUUCUGGCAGGCCACGCCUAUACGGUGCUCCGGCUGGUGGACGUUCCAAUCACACGGAAAGAUCGCCAUGGCGGGGAGGUGGAUUUCGUGUUGAAGCUACUCCAUGUGCGAAACCCGCAUGGGACCAACGAAUGGGUCGGCCGCUUCAAUGACAUGGACUGGGAGACAUGGCACGCCUUUCCAGAAGCCCUAAAGGCUACCGGUCAUAAGGUUGGUACCAAGGACGAUGGUGCCUUUUGGAUGGACUGGGAAGACUUCAAGGAAGGCUUCAGAGACAUCAGCGUUGCCUUCACUGCCGAAAACAAGGGAGCCCGCUAUACUGAUGAUUCGGCGAAAGCGCUUGUGGAUCGAAGGCUAGGCCGAUUCGUUGAAAACGUUUCGGCCAUCUGGAAGCAUGCAGAAGCAGUGACGCUUUCCAGUGCAUCCAGCGACGCUGACGCCUUGCUGAAGGCAGCCAUGGUGGCAGGGUUCCAGCCCAACAUUUGUGUGCUGUACAGAGGCCAACGCUCACCGUAUUGGUAUUUGGACAGCAAUGAGGAGGUGUCGCCAUUCAGAGGUUCUGCCAAUGCGGACUACAAGAUGAGUGGUGCGGAUGGUGAAGAGUGGAUGGUUUUCAGUGACUCCAUGAAGAUGGGAAGAUUCAACAGCAUCAUGGAUUCCUCAUUGGUCUUCUCACCGUUUGUGCUCCUCUUCGCCAACGCGGUCAUGAUCGAUGAGAAGAAGGGCGAGAUCCGCUUUGACAAGUGGUACGCCUACAUCCAAAGUGGACCUUGGAUCAAGGAGCUUCUGUACCUUCGAUCCCAGGUUAUGCCACAGUUCAAGGACAGCGAUGCCAGUGAUGCCACUGAUGCCAGUGAUGAAGCGAUGGAGUCGCGAGAUAUUGCCUCCUUUCCAAUGGAGUUGGUCCAGCGCAUGACGGAUUUCCUGAGGCAGAGGCCCAUCCGACUAGACAAGAUCGAGGCGGUGGCCCGCUCCAUCGACGAAGAGGUCACGGGUGCAGCGCGGCGGCAGCUCUCCACCUACGAGUGGCCGGAGGAGAUCAGUCAACAGUCAACAGUCAAUCUAUCAUCAGUCAACAGUAUCAUCAUGGUACUCCAUCUAAAUGAUAGUCAAUGA
Molecule: messenger RNA, 1986 nt
Organism: Cladocopium goreaui
Lineage: Eukaryota; Dinophyceae; Suessiales; Symbiodiniaceae
Source: the annotation of a GenBank genome assembly